Molecule: messenger RNA, 2325 nt
Organism: Aspergillus homomorphus CBS 101889
Lineage: Eukaryota; Fungi; Ascomycota; Eurotiomycetes; Eurotiales; Aspergillaceae
Product: TCP11 family protein
Exons: 3
Coding region: 385-2271 (628 amino acids)
Source: RefSeq, a predicted model, not a curated record
CUAUACAACCCCGAACUGGUGGACUUCGUCUAUCCAGACCAUACACUCUGCCAACCAACUCCCCAACAACAACAAACUUCCCGAUUGAAGAUCGACACUAGCGAUCGACGUCGUUAAACUAAGAUCAGUCUUUCUCCCCCUCCCAUCCCCUCCUCCUCUUUCGACCCCGUCGUCGUCUAGUUUAGGGUUGCGGUGCCUUGCGUCUAUCACCAAGGAAAUGCCCGUUAUCCCCACGAUCUAGGUGCAGCCACAUAUCAUCCAAAUCAAAAGUCUCGCUUGGCCAGUCUACUGUCCUGACACCCUGAACCCCAACCCCAGCCAUCGCCCUUUCUUUCUCAACCUUACCACAUCGCCUUUUAUCUGCUUGGGCACCAGUGCGAUCGGAUGGAGAUGGACCUUCAAAAAACGAAGGAGGCCCGCCGGGAUGCGCCGGGCAAGCAGGAGGAGAGUACCGACUGUCCUUUAGAAGCUUAUGGAGGAAGCGGCCAUACGAAAGAGUCCCCUAAGAAUGAUUCGCUCGACCAUCGCGAUACGAACGGCUGCCCGGAUUCCGCAGAAACGCGCCAACAACAUCAACCGGGCAGUCCACCCUACCAAGAUGCCUCCCAGUCUCCGUCUGCCAUGCUGUUGGCGGCCAGCCGACCAUCAUCGUCAUCGUCAAAGACCCUGGAUAUUCCAAUGGCCUUUGGGCUCCGACCCGAGGAGCACAGACUCCUACUUGCUGCAAAACGCUAUCCCCCGGUAACGAAGGGCACGCUGAGCGAGCUGGAUCUACCGUGUAUCAUGAGCAAUAUCAAUCUCCGGAUGGAUGCGAACUUCGACCGAGAUCUGCAUUUCAAGCCCGACUUAGACGGCGAGAAGGGCAGGCGAAAACGGAAAGAGGCGGCGGAUUACUGGGAGGCCAUGGCCGUGGAGAUCUCAAUCUACGCCUUCUACUCGUCUCCGGAAGCUAUCAGUAUGACUGAAAAUGCUCUGGGCGACCCGCGACAGACCUUCGAGCCGCGACUUCCAGCCAUGUUCGAAACCUUGCAGGAUGUUUUGAAGACGCUGGUGCCCGAACGCGAUCAUCCAGGGGUGAUGCAGAAUCUUGAGGUGUCUCUACUCAUGCAGCAAAUCCAGAAGGGGGUGCUGGAUAUGGUCCGCGUCGCCACUUGGUUGGCUGCGCUACUCAAAACACAUUGCGCUCCGAUGCGGGAUGAAUGGGCGGACCGUAUGGUGGAACAGAUCAGGUCAGGAUCGCAGUCGCAGAACCCGACGGAGAUCGUCAGCGGCCUUCAAACGCUGUUUUCUAUCCUUGAGGCCAUGAAACUGGACGUUGCAAACCACCAGAUUCGCGCCUUUCGGGUGCUUCUGAUCGAGGAUACUGUGCCAUUCUUGCAGGAGUACUUUCGAGGGAAGAUUGAGAGGGAUAACUUCCGGGUUGAAUCGUCGCGACUGUGGUAUCUGGGGAUCCGGGAUCGGGAAUUGCGCCAGAUGGACAAAUCCGCCCACACGGACGGGUUCUGGCCGAUCUCGGUGCUGUUUCGAGGGGUAUCCGACCUUUUACUCCAGUUUCACAACCCCGAAGCGUUUCCGGAGACCUUCGUGUUUGACUCGGACCGGCUGUGGCAACUGCGGACCUGCCUCCAGAAUCUGAUCAACCUGGACAUCUGCUGGUUUAUCUUCGAAUCCUACAUUCACACGCAGAAGCGAUACCUGUCCGCCCCGGCCCAGACGUACGCCACCUUCCGCUCGCGCAUCGGAUCGCUGAUGGAGGAGAACGAGGAGUGCGCGCGGGGCUCAGUGGCGUGGGUGCAGAACGUGCGCUGCAUCGCGCUGGAGAUCGCGCGGUUCGCCUGUGCGGCGUGCUGCAGCGACGGAACGGUCUCGGACGAGGUGAUCGCGUCCAUCGAGGACGCCCUGAUCUUCCACCUGUCGAACGAGUCCAACCUGUUCCAGUACUUCCAGGGCUCGCUGCGCGAGAAGUUGCUGGCCGCCACGUCCGCAGCGGCGAAGAAGUACCUGAACAUGUCCCCGCUGGCGAUCUGCGAGUCGCAACGCAAUUUCCCCGCGGCCACCACCACCACCACCACCAGCACGGCGGCCGUGAUGGCGCACCAGCAGCAGCACUAUGACGUCGAGCGCAUCUCCAUGCGACUGGCGCAUAUGGGUGUGCUACACUGGCGAGUGUGGGCGCCGAUUCUCUACGUGCGCGAGAGCGUGUCACCGACUGACGUGGCGACCAUUCCGUCGAGCGACGUUUAUGACGUGGCACGCUCCGCGACUCUUUGAUUAUAUGCUUUCUUUCCCCCUGGUUCCCGGCUUGCAGAACGGGUCUUUUCUCCU